CCAUUAGAAAAUUGAAAAAAGCUUGGGCAACAAGAGAACCGCUGCUUGAGCGUCAAGGCAAAAAUUUCCCCCAGUCCUGGAGUUUUGUCUGGCUUAAAUGGCGUUGGUUUAUGCUUCGGAGACCCAUUUCUCACUAACCCCGUGAAAGCUUUCUCCGGAAAUCAUGCCUGUUUCUCGGCUUCUUGUUCUCUCCAAGCAUCUUCAAAGGCAGCAACCCAAUUUGCUUCAGAGGUUUGGUCCGUGUAAGAGGAUUCAGUCUCGUAGUUAUACGAAAUCAACAGGACAUAGACGUGCAAAGCGAGAGGGCUGUUCUGUGCCUGUAGAAACACAGGCUUCUCCUUCUUGGCGUACCCUUAUCUUUCCAGUUGCUGUAUUUGCUGGACUGGCAGGUUUGAUGUAUUGUAAUGAUCAGAGGAGAGCAAUUCAGAAAGGCGAAGGCAUCAAAUGUGAUUGUGCAAAUGUGAACGGUCCAAUUAUUGGUGGUCCAUUCACCCUGGUUGAUACAGAGAAACAGGUCGUUACGGAGCAAGACUUUAAAGGGAAAUGGGUUUUGAUGUACUUUGGCUAUACGUCCUCACCAGAUAUUGGACCUGAGCAAGUUCAAGUGAUGGCCAAGGCCAUAGAUACAUUAGAGUCAAAAGAGAAUUGUAAGGUGUUAGCUGUAUUCGUGACAAUUGAUCCUCAGCGCGAUAGUCCCUCGCAUCUCCGGGCAUACCUUAAAGAAUUUGAUUCAAGAAUCAUAGGCUUAACGGGUCCUGUUGGUGCUAUAAGGCAGAUGGCGCAAGAAUACCGGGUUUAUUUCAGAAAGGUUGAAGAGGAAGGAGAUGAUUAUCUGGUCGAGUCUUCCCAUAACAUAUACUUGAUCAAUCCAAACCUGGAGGUUUCAAGAUGCUUUGGUGUUGAGUACAGUGCUGAAGAGUUAUCAGAAGCAAUACUAGAGGAAUUAAAAAGAGCCUCAUCAUAAUAGCUGAACAAUUUUGAUAAUCUUUAGAUUGGUGGUGGCUCUUCCAUCUAAAUUGUGCAAGGCGAAGUUUCUUGUAGGGGUAUAAACCAAUUGAGUCGAGUAGAGUUUUGAAGGGUUUAGAUUUGACGAUUUUGAGUCUAACCUUGUUAAGUUGAAAUGUAGCUAAUGAGUAUUGAUCGAUCAACUUUUAGAAUAUCA
This is a messenger RNA of Manihot esculenta (cassava), 1162 nucleotides long. RefSeq names its product protein SCO1 homolog 2, mitochondrial. The transcript is spliced from 7 exons. Lineage: Eukaryota; Viridiplantae; Streptophyta; Magnoliopsida; Malpighiales; Euphorbiaceae. Gene Ontology annotation, biological process: mitochondrial respiratory chain complex IV assembly. Bases 164 to 964 code for a protein of 266 amino acids. The record is from RefSeq and is a predicted model, not a curated record.